AUUUCAUCCUCUUGACAUGCUUUUUCCAUUCCCUCCUAUGCUUUUAACUAAAACAACAUUGCAACAAGUGCAUAUCAUACGCAAAACAACCCAGACUUAUAGCUUAUUCAGAUGAUGGCUAGGGAGGAUCUACAAUGGAGUUCAUCACCUCAAGCAAAGCUAUCUGAGGUACAUCUCAACCAACUAGAUGUAAAGCUGCAUAGAAUGGAGGACAAAGCGCGGUGCAGCAAGAGACGGAGCGCGGAGCCGCAAGAGACGGAGUGCGGAGGGCAGAGUGCGGAGGGAGGAGCGCGCAAUGCGGAGUGCGGAGCUGCACAGGACGAAGGCCAAACGGCGGAGCCGCGGAGGCUGGAGUCGCAACCAGAGUUGGGCAGGAGGAGAGUAAUCACUAGCUUCUGCUUCAACAAUUCGGGGAUUGUGUUUUGACGUAGGAUUAGGUUAUUUUUGAAAUAAAAAAACAUAAUUGAAAACUGAAAAGAUUAAAAAUGAAAAGAAGAAAUAAUGGAGACAUAAAUGAUAUGUGGAGCACAAAAGUGGACCUCAUGGGUAAUUUCCACAUUGAAUAUCAG
Messenger RNA from Cuscuta europaea, 569 nucleotides. The record is from the annotation of a GenBank genome assembly. NCBI's taxonomy places the organism in Eukaryota, Viridiplantae, Streptophyta, Magnoliopsida, Solanales, Convolvulaceae.